This is a messenger RNA of Saprolegnia parasitica CBS 223.65, 177 nucleotides long. RefSeq lists its product as hypothetical. The record is from RefSeq and is a predicted model, not a curated record. The transcript has a single exon. NCBI's taxonomy places the organism in Eukaryota, Oomycota, Saprolegniomycetes, Saprolegniales, Saprolegniaceae. The annotation marks the transcript as partial.
AUGCGCCACAACGACAGCAGCACGGUCGACGUUAGUGUCAUCGGCCCCAAAACGUUGAAAGGCCAUGUCCUUACGGGCUACGUCACGGGUUUUGCUUCUGGAAAACGCAACUACGCGCCGUCCUUCGACGCGACGCACGUGGCCGCGAUGAAAGCGAUUGUUCAAGACGCCCUCUUG